CAUCAACCCCAGCUUUCCCGAACCUUCCCUCCGAGGGUCCAGGAAAGAGAGAGAAAUAAUGCUGCCAUCUCUACCUUUCCCUCCUACUUAGCAACUUGAUUUGAAAUGUCACUUAGAAGGGCGGUGCUUCUGCACCCUGGGCGAGCCCGAUGUUUCCUAGGUACCCCCUCCGCCGCUGCGUGGCAGAGUGAGCUUUAAUCCCCUCCUCCCUCUGUCGCCCGCCCUAGUCUCGCCGCCGCAGCCCCGCCGUCUGAACCCAGCGCAGGGAAGACGAGCGUCAGCUGCUGCGACAAAGGCGGCGCCGCCAAGCGAUGAGGUGGCGGAGCAGUCGCUGACGUCCGUCGUCCCUCCUUCUCUCUCCUGUGCGGCUGUUAGCUGGAGCCAGCCUCUUUCCCCCUGGCGUCCGCAAAAAGAGAAGCAGCCGCCGGCGGAGGAAGAUCCACUGGGAAGCGUCUCGAAGGUGGCUCGAGAGGAUGGAUGUGGUACCUCCUAGUUACUGUUUUGUUGCAUUUCCACCAACUACUAAAGAUGGCCAUGCAAUAGUUGGAAAAAAUUCUGCACGUCCUCGUGAUGAAGUUCAGGAGGUAGUUUAUUUUGCUGCUGCUACUUAUGAUCCAGGAUGUAAAGUUGAGUGCACAUACAUUGAAAUAGACCAAGUACCUAAGACAAAUGCUGUUGCACUGAGCAGACCUUCCUGGCUCUGGGGGGCUGAAAUGGGAGCCAAUGAACAUGGAGUCUUCAUUGCUAAUGAAGCUGUGCUAGCCAGAGAAGCAGCCUCUGAAACUGAAGCUCUCCUAGGAAUGGAUCUUGUGAGACUUGGGCUUGAAAGAAGUUCAACUGCUAAAGAAGCCUUGGAUGUCAUUGUCUCGCUGCUGGAAGAAUAUGGUCAAGGUGGAAAUUACUAUGAAGAUGGAAAUAUGUGCCAUACUUUCCUAUCUGCUUAUCUGAUAGUAGACAGAAGAGAAGCUUGGGUAUUGGAUACUAUUGGAAAAUAUUGGGCAGCAGAGAGAAUUACAGACGGAGUGAAGUGUAUUUGCAACUGUCUAACCUUAACUACAAAAAUUGAUGCAGAACACCCUGAGCUUAGAAGUUAUGCAGAAAGUAAAGGAUGGUGGAGCACAGAUAAGGAGUUCAAUUUUGCUGAAGUAUUUUCCCAAGCUGAUGAUUGUUCAAAUUGUUGUUUGGGGAAGGAGACCAUAAAAAAGCAAGAAGGCAACAUCACUGUGGAAACUAUGAUUAGCCUAUUACGUAACAAGACUGAGGGCAUCUCUGUGGAUUCAGACUCUUUUCUUACAACAGCAAGCAUGGUGUCUAUUUUACCUCAGAAUCCAACUUCCCCAUGCAUUCAUUUUUUCACUGGCACACCAGAUCCAUCCAAGUCCAUAUUUAAACCUUUUAUCUUUGUGGAUGGUGUGAAAACAGUACCUAAAGUUCAAUCACCCAUUUUUGGUAGUGAAGAUCCCGCGAAAAAAAUUCCUCGGUUUCAAGAGAAACCUGAUCGCAGACAUGAACUAUACAAGGUGCACCAGCAGGCUCGAUUAGUCUUAGACAGUGAUGAGGAAAAAGGUCAGGCAUUAAGAAGAAUAAUGUUAAACCUUGAAAAACAGGGCUUGGAAGCAAUGGAAGGCAUUCUCUCUAGGUCUGAAAUUCUUGAUUCUUCAGAAAUAGAAGACCUUUUUUAUGACUGUGUAGAUACAGAAAUUAAAUUCUUCAAAUGAAUGCCCAUAGACACUGUUAGCCUUUGCACAAGAACAUAGAACUCGUCAAGCCUUGAAAGAUAAUCUCACCAUAUUGCCGAAUUUGGGAGGAAGUAUUUGUCUUUCUAGAGAAACUUUCCUCAGUAGCUGUAUCCAGUUAACAUCCUUUUUCAUUAUGUGUUGUCCUGUGUAUGUUGUUAAAAGAGAAGAUUCACUGAUAGGUUCAGUUAGUAGAUGCAUGCUGGUCAGUGUAAUGCUGGGAAUUUUGUUUUAUUUGGGCGACAAAACUUUAGAAAUGAAUAAUUUUAGAAAAGACCAUAGAGAUCUCAAUGUUGUUUUCAAAUUAAACAGGAUCUUUUGAGAACUUCCCUUGAAAAUAUUGAUUCACUUUCAAAGGAAAGAUGGUCCAUUUUAUAACUUCUAAAUGAUAUUUUUGAAUAGAAAACAUGGAAAUGUUAAAAAAAGGAAAUUCCAUUAUAAAGGAGAUAACUUUCAGCAAUGGAAUGCCUUCUCACUAAUGCUAGUUUGAAUGAGAAUGAAAUCAAUUUACACAAACCUUAGAGAAAUAGCCCACCUAGUUCUCUAUUACACAUUAUUUCAUAUUUCUUUGUGCUGCAUUCAAAACUUUUUUCCAAAAGUUUGGUUUAGAAUGUUCCCAAUAUUAUUGGAAAUGUGUUGGGAAGGUUUCAAGUGAGGUAGAAUGUUGAGGAUACCAUCUAUCUUCUUUUCUUUAGGCAGCUAAUGCCUAUUACUACUUUGUCAAAUAGCAGCAGUCAUUUAUAGCUACUUAAAUAGAACAGGAUCUAAUCCAGUAAACAAUUAUCAUUGUUAUAUAAUUAUGAAUACAAAGAUAGACUAAGAUUGAAUUUGCACAUUUUGAUUGACAGAUAGUUAAUAAGCUCAACAUAUUUGUAUUUGUAGCAACCAAGAUUGAGUUAAAAUGGCAUGUGUGGUAAUGACAUAACAAACUCCAUACUCAUGUGCUUGUAUCUCAUUGUCUGACACAGAUAAGUAACAGUUUAUCUUUAUUUGCCAACAGCUUACAAGAUAAUAAACAUAAGUAUAAAUACAGGAAAUGAAUAUGAAUAAUUGGGGCCAAUAGGACAGGGACGGUAGGCACGAUUGUGCGCUUAUACAUGACUUUUUGUGUUAAGAUGCAUAUUUUCCUCCAUAUCCCCAAAUGCCUAUGUUCACCGAUUACAUAAAAUUAGAGCUACUUUCUUAAAGCAAUUGAAAGUGAAAGUGUCCUCCAGGUUUUUGCACCCUGAAUCCAUUCUCUUUAUGUAACUUGCUUAUUGUCCAUGCAUCCAAAUAACAUUGGGCAUUAUUAAAUACUUACCAAGUUCAUCUUGGCCAUCAGCAAGUUAUUCCUCCUACUGUUGCUUUCUUAAUGAAAGGUAUAGAAGAAAGUGACUGUGCAGGUGAAGCCAUCAGGCAGUGACAGGUGAUUCUAGUCUCAAAACUAUGGUGCUAAUCCUAUAAUUCAAAACACCAGGAUUCUAAUAUUAUAGACAUUUCCAACUAUCAACUUCCAACUAAACUGUUGUAAUCAGAUCACAAAUGUUGUUUAUAUUGUUCUUAACUUGGAACACUCAUAAAACAAAUGUCAAGAAUGUCAUUAAUCACACAGAUUCAUAAGGUAAACAAUAGUUUUAAAAAUCAUGCAGGAAGAUAAGGAAAGUAUUUUUCCACUGUACAAGGAAUUGAUUCCAAAGGGCCAGACUUUUUUCUAGUUCUUUCAAUAUAUCUUGUCACUAUGGAGAUCUACAGACUUUCCUUAGUCAAGCAAUUUUUCUUAUUUGGACAGUUUACACAGCAAACAGCUAUUUUUUUAUGGCUUAAAAUUUCAAAAAAUAAUGGUAUCAAAAGGCAGCUGAAAAAGGGAAAAAUAUAAUGUAAAUGCAUUGAUUUGUGGACAUUUUCUGUAAAAUUCCAAAUGUUCCAGCUAUCCUACAAGAUUUGACCAUGCUCUCUUCCUGAGGAUAUGUUGGAAUGUAUAAUACCUGACUAAAGCAGAAUUAGUACAUUUUAGGUAUUUCUUGUAGGAAGUUGCUAUCAGGAGUUUGUUGUCAUUUGGUAUAUAUGUAUUAGACAUUUAUGAUUGACCAAAUUAAUAAAUUAUUUCUGCACUGAAAGUAUGUCUGAGUAU
Pseudonaja textilis is the source of this 3846-nucleotide messenger RNA. RefSeq names its product secernin 1 (gene SCRN1). The record is from RefSeq and is a predicted model, not a curated record. Gene Ontology annotation, biological process: proteolysis. NCBI's taxonomy places the organism in Eukaryota, Metazoa, Chordata, Lepidosauria, Squamata, Elapidae. Gene Ontology annotation, molecular function: cysteine-type exopeptidase activity; dipeptidase activity.